AACCGAAACGCAUCCGACUCCGUCUUGUACGGACAAGAAGCAACUCCUCUCUCUCUCUCUCCACCCUCUUGUUCAUUUAUUAGAGAGAGAAAGUGAGAAGAGCUCCCAGUUCUCUCUCUACCCUCUCUCUAGCUUUGCUAGCUUGUGUUUGCAUGGAUGGAAAUUUCUAGUCUGCAACAACAUCAGGCUAUGGCUGCCCACCCAGAACCCAACAGCGUCCUCCACCACCCCCAACAAGACCAACGGAAACCCCGUCCUCAGCCGGAGCAGUCCCCGAAAUGCCCUCGCUGCGACUCCACCAACACAAAGUUCUGCUACUACAACAACUACAGCCUGUCCCAGCCCCGCUACUUCUGCAAGUCCUGCUGCUGCCGCAAGAACCACAGGAGAAACCCUAACAACCCUAGCUCCUCCGGCAAGCAGAUCAGCAGUGUUAAUAAGCAAGAUGAUCAAGAACGGCUCCCGAUCCCCGCAUUAAUGCCUCCUCUCGCGAUAUUCGACCCCAACGAGCUCUCCUCCUUCAGUAUGCUGGCAAACCCUAACCCUAACCCUAACCCUAACCCUAGUAACAAUCCAGAUGUUGCGGGGUUUCUUGAUGUUCUGAGGAACGGGAUCAAAUACUCGAGCGGGCAGUUUCAUGAGUACCGCGGGGAUUCAUCGGGUGGUGUUAGUGCGGGCCUAAUGAUGUUCCCUAAUUUCGACGGGGGGCUAAUUAGUACUGAAACCGCAGCGACCGUAGUUACAACCGCAAGCGGGUCUUUAGAUGAUAAUGUUGGAUGUGAGAAUAGCAUGUGGGAUCAUGGUCAUCAUCAUCAUCAUCAUCAUCACUAUCAUCAUGGCAACUUGGGUGCGCGCGGAGGAGUGGAGUGGGACGCAACAGGGGGCUUCAUCAUGGCGUGGGAUCAUCAAUAGCUCGCUCAUGCAUGUAGAGUGUGAGGAGGAGGUCAAUGUUGUUCAUGUUGUUGUUGUUGUUUCUUAAUUUCUGGGUAUAUGUCUUGAGUCUUUACUUCGAAGAGAAGGGUGUUUGGUGUAGCUGUAUUUUCUUGACUUCUGGGAUAUUGGUUGAUAUUGACAUUUUUUUGUGA
This is a messenger RNA of Asparagus officinalis (garden asparagus), 1085 nucleotides long. RefSeq names its product dof zinc finger protein DOF5.6-like. Gene Ontology annotation, biological process: regulation of DNA-templated transcription. Gene Ontology annotation, molecular function: DNA binding; DNA-binding transcription factor activity. The coding region runs from base 157 to 912 and encodes 251 amino acids. The record is from RefSeq and is a predicted model, not a curated record. NCBI's taxonomy places the organism in Eukaryota, Viridiplantae, Streptophyta, Magnoliopsida, Asparagales, Asparagaceae. The transcript is spliced from 2 exons.